Messenger RNA from Achroia grisella, 1392 nucleotides. It is a transcript of the gene hh, whose product is annotated as desert hedgehog protein A. The record is from RefSeq and is a predicted model, not a curated record. Bases 24 to 1358 code for a protein of 444 amino acids. Gene Ontology annotation, molecular function: patched binding; calcium ion binding. The transcript has 4 exons. Gene Ontology annotation, biological process: multicellular organism development; smoothened signaling pathway; cell-cell signaling. Lineage: Eukaryota; Metazoa; Arthropoda; Insecta; Lepidoptera; Pyralidae.
GAAUCCCAAGAGAUUUUCGGUUGAUGCGAAUAAACUGCAUGGUUGUGCGAUGCGCGAUGAUACGGUGGCGGCGGUACGUAAGGGAUGCAGGCUUCGAACCCGGUGGUGAUCCGACGAUCGCACCGGGCUUCGGAGUCGGCUCUCAGUGUCGCUUAAGUCGCGGCGCGCGUUGGUCGUGCGUCGAGCGCGCGUUCAGUGAUGACUACGAGAUGAGGCUGUCGGUGGUGCUACUGUGGCUGGGCGCGGCGGCGGCAUGUGGCCCCGGCCGUGGCUUCAAUAGCCGCCCCCCGAUGCGACGUGUCGAUCCCUUCGUCAACGGCCAGCACGAUCCCAACACCAGUGAAAACAACAGAAUGGCCAGCGGCCCUUCGGAGGGCCGCAUCACCAGACACGACGAGAAGUUCAAAGACUUAGUGCCUAAUUAUAACCCGGACAUCGACUUCAAGGAUGACGAGGGUACCGGUGCUGAUCGCCUGAUGACACAGAGAUGCAAAGAGAAAUUAAAUACUCUUGCGAUCAGCGUAAUGAACCAAUGGCCGGGUGUGCGGCUGAGGGUCAUCGAGGGUUGGGAUGAAGAAGACUCCCACGGCGAAGAUUCAUUACACUACGAGGGUAGAGCGGUAGAUGUUACCACCAGUGACAAAGACAAAAGCAAACUCGGCAUGCUGGCGUGGCUGGCCCGCCAGGCAGGCUUCGACUGGGUCUACAAUCACGGCCGGUCUUAUGUGCACUGCUCAGUCAAAACAGAAUCUUCAGUUGGAACCGGCGCUGGCUGCUUUCCUUCUGGAUCUGUGGUGUACACGACUAAUGGGACACGUGAUAUAUCUACAAUCCGAAAGGGUGAUCGCGUUUUAGCAGCAGACGAUGAUGGGAAACUUAUAUAUUCUGAGGUUCUAACAUUCAUCGAUCGAGACCCAAAUGCCACAAGGCAAUUUAUCACAAUAAUUGCGGAAAACGGUGUGGCAAUCUCGACAACGCCGUCUCAUCUUUUACUCCUCGCAGCUGCCGACGGCUGGCGGGAAUCCUUUGCGACUAACGUCCAAAUCGGCGAUGUCCUCUUAACAAGAGGGCCGGGGAGUGUAAUGCGACCGUCGAGGGUGGUGAAAACUCGAAUUACAUCGAAACGUGGUGUUUACGCACCUCUAACUAAAUCUGGGACUAUAAUAGUAGAUGAUGCUUUAGCGUCCUGUUAUGCGCUCGUCAGGAGUCACUCGCUAGCUCACGUGGCAAUGGCUCCUCUAAGAUGGAUGGCAGGUUGGAGUAGUUCUAAGGAGGUGUCACGUGGCGUUCAUUGGUAUGCUAAUGCGUUGUACUCUUUCGGAGACUUAAUACUGCCGUCAUCGUAUAAAUAUCAGUAGAAAAUUGUAAUAGUGCAUGGUGCAAAUUGUUAAA